Messenger RNA from Haemonchus placei, 849 nucleotides. The record is from the annotation of a GenBank genome assembly. Lineage: Eukaryota; Metazoa; Nematoda; Chromadorea; Rhabditida; Trichostrongylidae.
AUGGAUACAGUCGUUAAGACUGACCGCUCCUCUGACUUUCGACGCAUCGAAAACGAUGCGCAACUUCGUGGUAGAGGAGGACUCCUUAUAGACUGCCUGAUGCGGAAUAUAGUAAACGCGAUAGGUGUUAACAGCGCGUUCAUCGACUUCUUCGAUGAAACCGGCUUUGAGAUGGUCUUCAAUAGCUGCGAUGUACUGUUUCCAUGCCGAUGGAGUACGUCGAAGACGCUGGUACUGGCUUACAAGACGACAAUACGCCAACUGCUUAUUGUCUGCCAAAGGUGGAUGCGAGGAUUUCCAAGGAAAUUGAACAUAAAGAAAACCGUCAAUAAACUUAGAAGACUUAUAAAAGUUGUCAAGAAUACGAGCAUUGAGCUCGUCGUCCCCUUUUGGAUCAUGAUUGUCAGUGAUACCUAUAGUCUCGACGACGAUCAUCCCAAGACGCGGACCUCGAGCGCUCACUGUUGGAAUAGCUUCUGCUUCUGCGUCCGUCAUAAGAUGGACUUCUAGACGGGUAUCUGUCCCACGACGAUGAGCGGUAAUUCCGCCUGUUGCGAUCAUAGUCGUGUCUGCGCGACCUUGCGGAGGCGUUUCCCUAGGAGAGAACCGAGUAGGAUGGAUCUGCGUCGAAUGCUCGAUGGUCUCGUAACGAGCUACGUCCUCCGGCAUCUCCUGCGAUGGUCUUGCGUCGUCAUCCUGGGCACUAAGCGCUGCACGGAUGUUCGACAAAUGUGCCUUGAGCGCUUCUUGACGGCGGUCAAGGAGCUGGCACUCGUCGGCCAGCGGAAGCAAUUCACUCGUACGCGGAUUGAUCAGAUCCUGCGGUAUCUUACCUUUAAUUGCUUCUAA